Messenger RNA from Sebastes umbrosus (honeycomb rockfish), 2913 nucleotides. Its product is annotated as dynein intermediate chain 4, axonemal-like. Gene Ontology annotation, molecular function: dynein heavy chain binding; dynein light chain binding. Lineage: Eukaryota; Metazoa; Chordata; Actinopteri; Perciformes; Sebastidae. The record is from RefSeq and is a predicted model, not a curated record. Gene Ontology annotation, biological process: cilium movement. Gene Ontology annotation, cellular component: axonemal dynein complex. Bases 133 to 2439 code for a protein of 768 amino acids. The transcript has 17 exons.
ACUGACAGGGCGCGAGGGUCGUCAGUCACGUUUCCACGGCAACCUGGAGCGCAGCUAGCUGUUAGCUGUUGAUUAGCUGAUAUUAUUAAAAACGCGUUUUCAUUCACACAAAGUGCAGCAAUCUGGAAAAAAAUGAGGAGAAAUAGUUGGAUGCCUAAUUCAUCUUCUGUAACAUUUAAUAAUGCAGGUUCAGGACAAAGUCAAAAGAGAGACUCGCUAACCAGAAGAAGUUCCCUGUUGGUCGGUGCCUGCAACAGGAGACCUAGUAUCUGCAACAGGAGACCUAGUAUCCGCAGGAAACGGAGUCAAGCUCCCAGAGGAGUAGUUCGGGUGUUGGACGAUGACGGUAAAGACGUCACUCCUCUGCCCCUGUAUCAUGAAGAGCCAGGAGACGUGCAGCCCAAACCAGGCUGCAGAAUGACUCUGGAUGAAAUCUUUUUCGGCUUAGGACCAGACCAGAGUAAAUUGUCUUCAAGCGCCAAUGUGGUCUCUUUCAGCUCAUUGAUGGGAAGCAGCCGACUACCCAGCCAGUCAACCGCAGGUUCAUGGACUGUAGGGACUGAGGAUAGUAUUUCUAAACUGGACAUGCAAAUAUACCUACCAGCUUCAAGCAUGGUGCAGAGGAAAAGUCUCAAUGUGAAACAACAUGUGACAGAAGAGAUGUUGGAUGAGGAAGUAGAUGUCUGCCUCACAGAGACAGAUACCAUUUCACUGCUGGACAUACCCAGUGCCUUUAUGCCAGAGGAUGCUGAUGAUGCAGAAGAUAUUCUAGAGAGCAACAUUCAAUAUGCUGAGCUUUGCAAGAGCAGAAUUGGCAGCGAUAAAUAUGUGGUACGGUCAACGCAGACAUUCAAGGGAGCCCCUAAACACAAACAGACCCAGACUAACAAGACCUUCAUGGUGGAUGAAGGCACAAGUGCUUCUAUCUGGAACAUCUAUGACUCUUUCUGUGACCAAAGUGAAACCCCUGAAAGUGAGAAGGCUGCUGGCUAUCCAGAGAGUACUGUGAACACCAGCAAAGGUCAAGAGAAGAGAGGACAACAGAGCAACAGCAGCGACACAAUCAGCAACAGCUAUACCGGCAGCAGCAUCAGCUCACAGUUAGAAAUGGAAAUGUGCGGGGAGAGUGUAAAUGCUGAGUCCGACCUACAACUGAUCAUGUUGUCAGAGUCAUUUCAACAUAGCUUGUUAGUGAUGGAGAGGAGCAUCCUGGCAGACAUCUUUCAACCCAAGCUGGCUGCUUACAGACAGCUGCCCAUACUGGAAGACCCUGACAGCCCAGUGAAGCCCGAGGCCGAGGAACAGAGCGAGGAGAGCUCUUCAACUCCAACUCUGGAGCGUCUCUGGGCUUUCAGCUGCGAGCUCACCAGAGGAUGCAACAUUACCAGCAUGGCCUGGAACAAGGAGAACCAGGAUCUCCUGGCAGUGAGCUACGAUGACUGUACCUCCUGUAACAAUAAACCAGGUUUGAUCUGCUGCUGGACCCUCAAAAACCCUACGUGGCCGGAGCGUGUCUUCAACUGUCACAGUCGUGUGACAUGCUUGGAUUUCUCAGCCAGCAACCCCGGCCAGUUGGCUGUGGGGAUGUACGAUGGCACCGUAGCCAUCUACAAUGUCCAGAGUCGGGACAACGUCACAUGUAUUGACAGCAGUGAGUGUCCCAUAAAGCACCUGCUUCCAGUGUGGCAGGUCAGCUGGGCCAAACAACAGUUAACAUUAUCAGAGGUUAGUGGAGAAGCUCUCGUCUCUGUGUCAGAAGAUGGCAGGAUUUGCAAGUGGUUCUUCUGCAGCAAAGGUCUUGAGUGCAUAGACUUGAUGGAGCUAAAGAAUUGUGAGAAGAAAGCUACAGGAUUAUGGAGGGUGACCAGUUUUCUGUCAGCACCAGUGACUGCUGGUCUUUGUGUUGACUUCCAUCCUACAGAUUCCAGUAUCUAUCUGGCUGGCACACGGGAGGGCCCCAUCCACAAGUGCUCCGUCGCCACCAAUGAGUGUUAUCUGGCCACAUAUAAAAAACACUUUCGCAACGUGAACGACAUUAAAUGGUCUCUGUUUAGUCCUGAUGUGUUCCUGAGCUGCUCCUCUGACUGGACCAUCCAGCUGUGGAAGCAGGACCGCUUUACCCCCGUGUUGAGCUUCACUUCCACCCAGAGGGCCGUGCAUGCCGUCACGUGGUCCCCAAACUGGUCCGCAGUAUUUGCAGCCAUUAAUGGAGAGCAGGUGGAGAUCUGGGACCUGAACUCAAGCAUCCUGGACCCAACCAUUGUGCACCACGCUGCAGUUGGUGUGAAGGUGACGUCCAUGCUGUUUGCCACAGGGACAGACUGUUUAUUGGUCGGGGAAAGCGAUGGCCAAGUAACUGUCUAUCAGCUCAAGAACCUCAAUGUGGGAGAAGGCAAGCAGGUGGACAGUUUGGAAGAAAUCGUUCGUUCUGCAAUGUAGCUUUGGAAAACUUUUUAAAAAUGUUUAAAACUGCCAUGUAAAAAUUUUAAUCAAUUUGACAUUUUGACAAUAUCAAACAGUAUACUUGUAACACUACCAAGGCUGGCCUUUUGUUCGAGAGCAACUUUACGUUUGUGUUAUCUUAAUUAAUUCUCUUACUCUUACGCCAGUUAUUGAAAAUUUUGUAAAUUGAAGAAAAGUCUUUCUUCCAGUUUUUCUUCACUAAAAUUUUGUGCAAGUUUGGAGCGUUAUUUAGCAAUGGAUUCCUUUGGUUUUAACUUCCUAAAGAUCGAUUGCGUUAAUGCGUUAUAUAUGUUAUUUAUUAUCAUUAUUGUUCUUGCUAUGUUUUAAUAUAUGUACAUGGAUGCUGUCACUGAUGAAAAGUCACUUUACUUUUACUUUUAUUUCUCUUGAAGUCUUGAAAAGUAUCUAGAAAGGUAUGAAAUAAAUAAACAAUAUUUCAUUCAAAGUGGA